CUACGGCAACACUAACUGGAAUGUCUAGGCAACUCUGCUUAAUUGUGUAGAAAAUACUACUGCAGAGACAAAAAAUUUUUUCACACUACAGUACUUGAUUUGAUUUUUGUCUGCCAUUAAUUUUUUGUGAAAAAAUCUUAUAAUGGCAUAGGAUGAUAAAGCAGCAGACUAACAAAUAAAAGGGAUAUAUACAAACGAGGCCAAAACAAGGAUUCUUUUCGUCAAAGACCAAAAAGGAAAUAUAAUCCAGGGGUAGUGAAAACAAUUUUAAACUACAUACAUACAGAUAUUGUUUAAAAAAAGUGAAAACAAUCAGCAAAUUUUCAAAUCUUCUAAAGACACUUGCUGUUUGCAUCAUAUUUUUGGAAAUAAAGGCGGCGACAUAUUGUUUUGUUUUUGUGAAAAAAGCAUCAAAAUAAUUACAAUAAUUACAUCAACCACUAAAUAAAAAAUAAAAAACAAAAAAAAAAAAAGAGUUAUAUCAAAAUAAAAAAACAAUAAUAUUAUUUCACAAAACAAACAAAAUAUUGCAAAUAUUUCGUGAUUAUUUUAAUAAAAAUACCAAAAAAGUUUUAAAUAAAACAACUUCAUAAUACAUAUAUUAACAAUUUAUAUAGAAAACUAAAGAAAACUAAGAAUAUAUAUAUAAAAUUGUUUAAAAUAAUUAAAAAUAAACACCAACCAACAGAUCAACAAACCAAAAAAAAAAUAUAACGAAUAUUCAUUCUUGUUUUUUGAUUUCAAUUAAAAAAAGACAACUAAGAGUUGAAAUCAGCAAAUCGCAUAAAACGAAGAACUACAAAAAAUAAAAUAAUACGUACAUAUAUUAAUUUUGAGUGGCUUUUGGCGGAUGAUCAAUUCAUAUAAUCCUUUUUCAAUACAAAUAAAAAGACAACCGAUUCUCGAAGAAAAAACUACAAUAAAAACCCGAAGACUUGCUUUUAAAUAAAUUGCAUUAGAUUAUGUUUUAUGCCAUUUAAACAAAACAAUAAUAAAAAAAUAUAUAAAGAAAUACUAAGGCCAUAUUAAAAUUAACAUUCUAUAUAUCAAACAAAACAAAAAUAUUAUAGCGGGGAAAAAUUCACCCUUUCAACGUUCCUUAUUAUACAAACUAAAAUAGAAAACUUAUUAAGAAUUCCUUCAUCAAUCGUAUCUAUCACCUUGUGGUUUUAUUCAAGCACGGUUUAAGAGGUUUUAUAUAUGGCAACUCUCGAGGAUUUCGCACCUAGCAUAUUAAAUAGCUCCGCCUCCAAUUCCUCUUCUACUAUAACUACCAUUGCCACCACUAAUAGCUGCACUUCUGCUACCAACUCUUUUGAAUCCUCUUUACCGCCUAAUACCAAAGCAUUAGAAACCGCUUCUAAUUGCAGUGCUUCCACUGUGGAUUCAAUUGUUGAUAAACUCGUCAAUUCAUUGGACUUGAACGACCCUCUUCUGGCAAGCAACGGUAUUGCAAAGGACUUAAGAAGCGUUUCGUCGCGUUCUUCUUCGGUUGCUGGCAGCUUAAUAUUGGGCAGCUUCGGAGGGGGCAAUAUGUUUAGUGAGGUGUUCGAAAGUAACAUUGGUACUGAGUUGGAGUCUGGUUCUUUAGAGGACUCGUCUGGUUCGUUGGGAGAAGGCGGAGUUGAUAAAAAUUGCAAGAUUUGCAGUUCCCGCUUGCAGUCGCCUCGUGUCCUAUCAUGUCUUCACGUCUUCUGUGAAUCUUGUCUGUCCAAGUUGCUUAACGACGAAUCAUCAGGCAAUGUUUCAUCAUCGUCUUCUAUUUCUUCUGUUGCCGGAGAUAACAUUUCUACAUGUUCUGCAAAAUUGCAAAUUGAAUGCCCUACUUGCAAGCAAAUUACUACGGUUGGUUCUAAGGGUAUACAAUCAUUGACAUGCGAUUAUAUUUUAACCAAUAUUUUGGAUUUGGCUACGAUCGAAUCGGAACAGCUGCAUUGCACUUCAUGCAAAAGUAAAGAAAAUGCUAUUUCUCGCUGCAAUGAUUGCGCCAAUUUCUUGUGCAGUGGCUGCGACAAUGCUCACAAGUAUAUGAGAUGUUUUGAGAACCAUGGAGUUGUUAAACUAGAAGAUUUGCAGAAGUCGGCCGAUAGUGAUAAGCCAUUGGUCAUACACAAGCCACUUUAUUGUAAUGUUCAUGUAUCGGAGAAUCUCAAGUACUACUGUUUCAAUUGUCAAAUUCCGGUAUGCAAUGACUGUUUGAUUGCUGACCACAAGGGUAGUGAACAUCAUUAUGAUAUUAUUGGAUCUGCUGAGAAAUCGGUGCGUGGUGACGUUGAAAAUUUAAUGAAGGAGGCCAAAUCUAAGGUGCAAUAUUGUGAUGAUGCUGCUGCUAAUUUGUCUAGUGCGUUAACUGAACUUCAAACUCAACAUGAUUCUGCCCGAGAUCUCAUUCAGGAUACCUUUGAAAAUUAUAAGAAGAUUUUGGAGAAACGUCGUGAUCAAUCAUUGAUUGAACUUGAAAAAUUGCAUUCCGAAAGGGAACUGAAAAUUAUGGAUCUAAUGCAAAAUAUUGAAAACACUAUGGGCAAAAUUGAAAACACUUGCAAGUUUACUAAUCGCGUUUUGGAACAAGCUAAUGCUGCCGAAUUUUUGUCGAUGAAAAAGUUGAUUGCCACUCAAUUUAUAAACUUGAUCAAUACUACACCCAAAUGCGAUAUUAAUUACUCAUUGACCUUUGAUACCAAAGCUGAGAAAUUUGAGCAGGUGGCACAUGAGACGUUUGGCAAGUUCCGCACUGAAUCUACUCCUCCGUCUCCGAAAGAGAGUACACCGCCACCUACUUUGCCUGGCAUGCCACCGAAUAUGAUGAGCGGCGGUCGGGGCGGCAACGGAGGUGGAAAUGUCGGAAUGAAUUGCUCAAAUAGCUCUCAAGGGCAGUUGACCAGUUCCGUAACUGCAAGCAGUCCAAUUUCUUUGCCAACUUCUAUGCAAAGUUCAUUUGAUGGCGAUUUGUAUGCAUUGGGUAAUGGUUUUAUGAUGUCAAAUGUUCUUACACCAGAUUCCCCGCCACAAGGGCAGUCAUCGGGUAUGCAUCACCAUAAUCAUCAGCUGCAACAUCAAAAUAGCACCUCUUCUCAUCACAGCGGUGUUAAUGGUUUCAAUAGCAUUGGUUCCAUUGGAUCAGGUGCUGGAAAUAAUCUCAAUAACAACAUGAACGUUUCUUCUGCAGGCCUAAAUGGACCUUUGGGUGGCCCACAGUUGGGUUCUGGUCUCAACGGUGGACCACUUAUGGGCCCCCAGGGUUUGAAUGCUUUGAACGGCACUGGACCAUCCAAUAGUCUUAACUCUCUGACCAAUCCCAUGAAUAACAGUCUUGCUGCUGGUCUAAAUGGUUCUCUCGGCGGAAAUGGAGGUGUCGGCGGUGGACCACCAAAUGGUGGCUACAACAGUAUACUCGAAUACAAUUUAUCUCGUCUUGCCAGUCUUACCGAAAAUACUCCCGAUACGCUUAACGACGCCCUAGUUGGACCGCCUGCUGUACCUUCUAAUCAAUCGCUUGUUCCCACUUCGAAUGGCCAAAACCAACACAUAACUUUAGCUGAUCUUCUCUCUGGCGAUCAACGUGCUUUCAAUAACUUGCAAGCUCUCGCUAAACUGGGUUUAAAUAACAACGAUUUUCACACAGACAUGACAAGCAAUCAGCUUUUAUCGAGUGGAGCCUCACCAACUGGAAUUGAUUGUUUAUUAUCAGAUUACUGCCUACCCACAGCGCCAUCACCAAGUCUACCCACCUUACCACCGAUGUGUCCUGGUGGCAAUGGAGGUGGUUCAGUCGACGACAUGAGCAUCACAAGUUUCCAUGCCCCACCACCACCGCAGCCCAAUACAACCAGUAUAAUAACCGGUCGCAACAAGGCCACCCCAAUGCAAAUACGCUGCAAGUUCGGCUCGUUGGGCACAUCCAAGGGACAGUUUAACUCGCCACAUGGCUUCUGCUUGGGUGUCGACGAGGAAAUUAUUGUGGCCGACACCAACAACCAUCGCAUUGAGAUAUUCGACAAGUCGGGAAAUUUGAAAUUUUACUUCGGCGUGCCCGGCAAAGAGGAGGGUCAAUUAUGGUAUCCUCGCAAAGUGGCUGUCAUGCAUACUAAUGGCAAAUUCGUAGUUUGUGAUCGUGGCAAUGAACGUUCCCGUAUGCAGAUCUUCUCCAAGAGUGGUCACUUUAUGCGUAAAAUAGCCAUCAGGUACAUUGAUAUUGUGGCCGGUUUGGCUGUAACGUCGAAAGGUCAUAUUGUUGCUGUCGACAGCGUCUCACCAACUGUUUUUGUCAUCUCUGAAGAUGGCGAAUUAGUACGCUGGUUUGAUUGCAGCGAUUACAUGCGCGAACCUUCAGAUAUUGCAAUUAGAGACAACGAUUUUUACGUUUGCGAUUUUAAAGGCCACUGUGUAGCUGUCUUCCACGAGGACGGUACAUUCCAGUAUCGCAUUGGUAAUGAAAAAGUUACUUGCUUCCCUAACGGAAUAGACAUUUCAAAUGCUGGUGAUAUAUUAAUUGGCGAUUCUCACGGCAAUCGUUUCCACGUUGCUUGCUAUUCACGUGAUGGCAUAUUGCAAUCGGAAUUUGAGUGUCCACAUGUCAAGGUAUCGCGUUGCUGCGGUUUGAAAAUAACAUCGGAAGGUUAUGUUGUUACUUUGGCUAAAAAUAACCAUCAUGUUUUAGUGCUCAACACUCUGUAUGUUCAGUGAUUACAAAAACGAAAAGCAUUAUGUGCAAGAAGCGAUUUGUUACAAUGUGGAAAAACUUUAAAUAUAAAUAAAUAUAAUCGUCAUCAGCAACAACAACAACCGCUACCACAACAUCAGCAGCAAAAUUUAAUUCAAAAACAGCAAUUACCGCAAUCCCAGUCACAGUCACAGUCGCAACUACAGUUGAAAACAAUUCAGCAAAAUAAAGUUUUUUCUACAACCUCCAAUGCGGUUGUUGGUAAAAAAUUAAACUUAACAUCGUUAUCAACAGCGAGAGAAAUAUCAUCAGUAGCAGCAGCAACAGCAGCAGGAGUGUCAGCAACAGAUUUAGCAGCAAUGAAUUUCAAUUUGCCUUUAAUUAGCAAGCAGCUUUAUAAUGAAAAUGGUGAUAAUAUUGAACAAAACAAAUUACAUUUUAUAGAUUAUGAUGAAAUUUAAGGCAAUAAUAUUUUGUAUUAUUUUCAUUAUCUUUUAUUACAAUUAUUAAUAUAAAAUGAGAAGAAAACUAAAACAAAAACUAUAAACACAUAAUAUAUAACAACGCCUCCAAAGAUACGACGAAAUUUUGAAUUUACGCCGCCAAAAGCCAAAAAAAUCAUAUUUUUUUUAAACACCUCUUCUUAACUAUUAUAACUACUACAACAACUAUUACUACUUUUAUUAUAAAUUAUUAUAUUCUACAUCGUUUUACACUUUACACUUUUUUAAAUGUAGUUACAAAUAUUAACAACAAACAAAAGGCCGUUUUUAUAUACAACAAUAUUAUAGCUUAUAUACAUAUAUGCAUAUAUACCUAUAUACCUAUAUAUAUAUACAUACAUACAUAUAU
Molecule: messenger RNA, 5515 nt
Organism: Calliphora vicina (urban bluebottle blowfly)
Lineage: Eukaryota; Metazoa; Arthropoda; Insecta; Diptera; Calliphoridae
Gene: mei-P26
Product: meiotic P26
Exons: 9
Coding region: 1201-4686 (1161 amino acids)
Molecular function (GO): protein binding; zinc ion binding; ubiquitin protein ligase activity
Source: RefSeq, a predicted model, not a curated record